AAAGCCGGGGCGGUAUUUUUGUUUGGGUCUGGAGGCUAGACGUUGCGAGAACCGUCAGUUUCGCAGCGCGCUGCCUGGCUACGCUUCGCCCAUCAGCAAGCAGCUCUUUUCAACGAAAGCGUGUCUCCGCCCGUCUGAAACUACUACUGAGAUCGCUCACCUUUGUUUACGUAAAAUACACACCGAUUACCGGAUCUGAAUUACGGGAAAGCUGUGUUAAAGGAAGAGGUCAUCACAGACAAUCUAUUUUUCACGUGGAAAGUGAACCACCAGGGAUUUGCUGAGGAUGGUUAAACCGGGGAGUAAUUUACAAGACAAAGGCACCAAACCGGCCAGCGUGGAGGAUGGCUUUCAGAGCGUGCCCCUCAUCACACCUCUGGAUGUCAAUCAGCUUCAGUACCCGGCCCCCGACAAGGUUGUGGUGAAGACGCAAACCGAAUACCAGACGGAUCAGAAGAGGGGUAAGAAGGGGCCGAAAGCGGAAGAAUUCACUAUAAGCUUCACCGACGGCGUGUCAGAAAGACUCAAGGUCACAAUCCUCAUUGUCCUGGCUCUGGCAUUUCUGGCCUGUAUAGUGUUCCUGGUGGUGUACAAGGCCUUUACCUAUGACCACAGCUGCCCAGAUGGCUUCAUAUACAAGCACAAGCGCUGCAUCCCUGCGUCCCUGGAGGCCUACUACACCGCUCAGGACAGCAACUCCAGGGAGCGCUUCUAUGCCGUGAUCAGCCACUACAGCAUGGCCAAGCAGACCACCUCUCGCUCCGUCUCCCCCUGGCUGCUUGUUGGAGCCGCCCAGCACGACGCCAAGCCCCCAAACUCCGAGGGCCACUGAGCCCCUCCCACCCCCAUCCCCCCCAAAAAAACCACGCCCUCUUUUUAACAGGAAAAAAAAA
Molecule: messenger RNA, 893 nt
Organism: Megalops cyprinoides (Indo-Pacific tarpon)
Lineage: Eukaryota; Metazoa; Chordata; Actinopteri; Elopiformes; Megalopidae
Gene: nsg2
Product: neuronal vesicle trafficking associated 2
Exons: 5
Coding region: 287-832 (181 amino acids)
Biological process (GO): clathrin coat assembly; endosomal transport; G protein-coupled dopamine receptor signaling pathway
Cellular component (GO): membrane; endosome
Molecular function (GO): clathrin light chain binding
Source: RefSeq, a predicted model, not a curated record